Molecule: messenger RNA, 846 nt
Organism: Loxodonta africana (African savanna elephant)
Lineage: Eukaryota; Metazoa; Chordata; Mammalia; Proboscidea; Elephantidae
Product: olfactory receptor 5P76-like
Exons: 2
Coding region: 1-846 (281 amino acids)
Biological process (GO): G protein-coupled receptor signaling pathway; sensory perception of smell
Cellular component (GO): membrane
Molecular function (GO): odorant binding; olfactory receptor activity; G protein-coupled receptor activity
Source: RefSeq, a predicted model, not a curated record
AUGGAUUACCUGGUGGAUGGGAACCACACUGCAGUGACAGGGUUCAUUUUAUUUGGCUUAACAGAAGAUCCUACCCUUCGGGUCGUUCUCUUCAUGGUCAGCCUUUGCAUCUACCUUGUGACCAUAUCUGGCAAUCUCAGCACAAUCAUUCUGAUCAGAAUCUCUUCUCAGCUCCAUCGUCCUAUGUAUUUUUUCCUGAGCCACUUGGCUUUGGCUGACAUAGGGCUUUCAUCCUCUGUCACACCCAAUAUGCUUAUAAACUUCCUGGUGGAGACAAAUACAAUCUCCUAUCUUGGAUGUGGGAUCCAACAUGGAUCAGCUGCUUUCUUCGGGACAGUUGAGUUCUUUCUUCUGGCUGCCAUGGCCUAUGAUCUCUUUGUAGCAAUCUGCAACCCACUGCCUUAUUCAACUAAAAUGUCCACGCAAGUCUGUGAUCAGUUAUUCUCUGUGGCUUAUGUAGAUGUUGAACUUUCCUGUUCUGAUGUCAGUAUCCCUGCAGUGGUCCCCUCAUUUUCUGCUGGCUCAAUUAUUACGGUCACACUGUUUAUCAUAGUCGCCUCCUACAUCUACAUCCUCAUCAUCAUCCUGAAGAUGCCCUCCACCCAGGGCCGCCACAAGGCCUUCUCCACCUGCACAUCCCAAAUCACUGCAGUCACCCUGUACUAUGGGACAGUUACGUUCAUUUAUGUGAUGCCCAAGUCCAGCUACUCUACUGACCAGAACAAGGUGGUGUCUGAGUUUUACAUGGUGGUGAUCCCCAUGUUGAAACCCCUCAUCUACAGUCUCAGGAAUAAUGAGAUUAAGGCUGCUCUCAGGAGACAGCUGGGUAGGAAAAUAUUUUCUUAG